AUGGAGUCUCGUAGCUCUAUCAACAUUCACGAGAGUAAAUCAACUUCUGAAAGUGAAGAUGAGAUUGAGUUCGUUGGAGAAGGACCUUUAAGACCUGUACUUGAAUGCAUUGAUCUUGUCAGUAGUGAGGAUGAAGAACCUAACAGCAGUUCUUAUGUUCACAGAAAUACAAAGCGUAAAGAUCACAUUGACUAUCAGAAAGAACGAGUUGCGUCAACCUUGGAUCGUCUGGCACGCCAUGUUGAAGUAGAAAAACAGCAAAAAGAAGAGAAAAACAAAGCCUUUAAGGAGAAAGUUGAUUCCCAAUAUGCUCACGGGUUGCAAGAACUAGAAUUUAUUCGGGAACACAGUGACACAGAAGCUGCAAGAUUAUGUGUGGACCAGUGGUUAAAAAUGCCAGGUCUCAAACCAGGCACCGUUAACAGUGGAAAAAGGGGUAUUUAUAAGAGGGCAGGUCAGAUGCAAGUCAACAGCAGUCCCAUAUCUUGUCCUGUGAUGCAUUGCAACAGAGAGUUUGAUAACGGACAUCUUCUCCUAGGUCACCUUCAAAGGUUUGAUCAUUCUCCUUGUGACCCAACAGUCACAUUACAUGGACCCCCAAAUAAUGCUGUUGCCUGUGUGAUAUGCUGCAAAAGAUUUUCAACCUCUCAGCAGUACAGUGAUCAUCUUUUAUCUAAGCUAAAUGAAAAUGAUGGACAUAAAAAAGAUCUCCCUCCACAGCAUAUUCAGUGUUUUGCAUGCCCAAACUGCUUCCUCCUUUUCACCAACAGAGAUGAAUGCUUGCAGCAUAUGUCAGGGAAGAACCACUUCCUCCAGGUUUCUAAAUUGAGUGAUGAAAUGAAGGCUGGCCUUCCUCUACCUUUCCCAUCCUAUGCAAAGAACCUUCUGAUAUCUCUGUGCAAAGAGGUCCCCUUCCAAGUGAAGUGUAUAUCCUGCUGCCAGAUACUACGCUCGCAUAUGGAAUUAACAGCUCAUUUCAGAACACGUUGUCGUAAUUCUGGGCCCGUGGCACUGUCAAAGAAGAGCAUCUCCCAAGUUGCAGAGAUAUUUAAAACAAAAGGUCACUGCGAGAACUGUGACAAACUGUUUGCUGAUAAGAAUCAGAUCACCCAGCAUAAGCAAACCACUCAACAUAACAUUAAAGUUCUUACUACAAUGGAAGAGUCCAUCUUGAUGUUCUGUCAUAUCAAUGGAAAAAAUAAAAAUCAGUCUCAUUUAUGCCAUAUUGUGGAUCGGUCAAGACCACUGCUUAAAAGACAUUUGACUUCGAAUGAGUCUACCAGUGAAAGGGGGUCUACUCCUUCAAAACGGAAGAGCGAUUCAAAAGAUAAAAAUGAAGAUCAUGUAGCAAACCAAAGUCAAGGUAGUGCUUGCAAAGUAAAAGCCUGGUUUUGUGAAUGCCUUCAAAAGUUUUUUACAGAAGAGUCAGUAGAAAAGCAUAUUUUAUCAGCAAAUAGGAUCUGUCACAAGUGUGCUGUGUGUGGAAAGCUUGCUGAAAAUUCAAGCAUUAUCCGCCUGCAUAUGAGUCGAUUCCAUGGGGGAGCACACUUGACUAAUUUUCUUCUCUGGUGCAGAGCAUGCUCUGUAGAUCUCGGAGAAGAGGAUAUCAUGGGACAUGUGACUGAAUUUCAUGGUGGACAUAGCUACUAUUAUGAGCAAGAAGCUCUAGAAGAUGAACCUAUGCCAUCCGCUUCUGACACAGCGUGCAUUUCUGCAGGUGAAAGGAAAGAUUGCAUUCCUAGUCCUAUGGAACUCUCCCCUGGAAAAAGUCCUAUUCUGGGAAAAUGGCAAUGCCGCAUUUGUGAGGAGAUGUUUGAAUCUGAAGAGAGCGUUAAACAACAUUGCAUGUCCUUAGAAAGCCAUGCAUUUCACAGAUACUGCUGUGGCUUAUGCAGAAAUCACUUUCGGAAAGUAGGAACUCUACAGCGACACUUCCAAGAGCAUCAUAACCAGGAGGUACAGACUAAAUACUUCUGUGGCCUUUGUGGUAAUCUCUUCUUUGACACACAAGAGGAAUUUCUAAUCCAUUAUAAGGAGAUUCAUAGCAUGGACUAUGCAUUUGUGCCUGAGCAGAUGGAAGUAUCAAUAAAAAAAGAGGAGGACUUCCUCCCGGUAGAAAAAGGAGACCGUUUAACCUGUGGUUGCCGGACAACUUAUGUCUCCAGAAUAAACAGGAGGAACGAUUAUGUGAAUUGUCAGAAAGCCAUGUUGCAAAAAGGAAACUUAUGGUUUCGAUGCUGCUUCUGUUCUGCAACUGCACAAAAUUUUGCUGAUUUGAACAGUCAUCUCAACAGUCACACGUCACUGAAACAUAAGGAAGAGAUGUAUGUUGUUAGAUGUGCUGUGUGCAACAAAAACUUCGACGAUCUUCAGAGCGCACAUCAGCACUAUCACAUGAAACACUGCUUCCUGCAGAAACCUGAUCUAUCAAGUCUUGCAUCAGAAUCAGAAAAUACAGUAUUCAAGUUCACAGCAAGUGGGGCUUGUGUGGACAGAAAACCUGACAAGCUAAAAUUUCAAGCAUCUCCAUCCAAGACUCAGGAAAGACCACAGUCGUCUCCUCCGCAUGGACCAAUACAGGGAAAGAAAGAAAAAAAGGAGAACUUGGCACACUCUGAAGAACCUGGUGAAGAUGGUGAACUUCCUGAUCUUGACUACCUGAGUACCAUGACUCACAUUGUGUUGGUGGAUCUGGACAACUGGGGAAGCUUAUUCUCGCAGCUGCCAGCUAACCUGAACCAAGGGACAUUUAUCUGGGGCUUUCAAGGAGGAUACAGCAACUGGAAACCUCCAGUGCAGUGCAAAAUUUACAAUUAUCUUAAGAGGAUUGGAUGCUUCUUUCUUCAUCCACGUUGCGGUACCAGAAGAGAAGCAGCAGACUUUGCGCUCUGUGUUCAUGCUGGCCGUCUGGAUGAGCACCUGCCCAAGCAAAUUCCUUUCACUGUACUUUCUGGAGACAAAAGCUUCCUGGAACUGGAAACUCAAUUUAAGAUGACCCAGCGGUCAGCUCGCAUACUAAAUCCUCACCACAUUGAAGGAGACAUGAUGUGUGCUUUGCUAAACAGCAUUUCAGAUACCACAAAAGGUAGAAAGUAA
Aptenodytes forsteri (emperor penguin) is the source of this 3096-nucleotide messenger RNA. It is a transcript of the gene ZNF451, whose product is annotated as zinc finger protein 451. The coding region runs from base 1 to 3096 and encodes 1031 amino acids. Gene Ontology annotation, molecular function: DNA-binding transcription factor activity, RNA polymerase II-specific; sequence-specific DNA binding; zinc ion binding. Gene Ontology annotation, biological process: regulation of transcription by RNA polymerase II. The transcript is spliced from 12 exons. NCBI's taxonomy places the organism in Eukaryota, Metazoa, Chordata, Aves, Sphenisciformes, Spheniscidae. Gene Ontology annotation, cellular component: nucleus. The record is from RefSeq and is a predicted model, not a curated record.